AUGGAGAAUCUGAUGCCAUACGGCAGAUACAAGCAGCGAUCUCACGAGACAUGUCGUGAGAGGCACCUUGUAGAACUCGAGAACAACCCUACGCAACCGUCUAUCGUGUUGCUAGGAGAUUCUAUGAUCGAACGCAUGAUCACAACUGGCCUAUCUCCGAGCUUCGACCCAUGGCCCUCCACAACUAUGAUCAGCGACGAAAUCAUGGCUCAGCAACAGCCACAGACUUCUUCGGCUAAGCCUGCACGGUUACAGGGCGUCUUUAACGCCGGCGUAGGCGGCGACAAGUUCGAAAAUGUCAUCUAUCGACUUACCGGCUCAUCAGACCCCUCGAGGCCCCUGGGUAGUCUGCUGGAUGCCCUUCGGAACCGCAACGUCAAAUUGUGGGUGCUACAUGUGGGCACAAACAACCUACAUCCCAAGCGCGGGUUGAGAGAAUUCGAUCUAGCUCUACUUCGCUUGAUCGUCGAGGCUCUGCUCGAAAUGGGCGGGAAGAUACUGCUUGUCGGGCUCUUCAGGAGGAAGGAUAUCAGUGACGAAUUGGUGGUGAAAGCGAAUAAGGCCUAUCUUGCGCUCGUUCAACAAUUACAAGAGGAAGGAUCAGAUCGGAUAGAGUUUCUGGAGCCACCCUUGGUUGAUAAGGAUGAGUGUCUGGUAGAUCAUGUUCAUCUCAACGAGAAGGGUUAUCAAAUCUGGUCCGAGGUUCUGUUUGGGGCAGUCACGAAUAUUGUGAAACAAUGA
Colletotrichum chrysophilum is the source of this 741-nucleotide messenger RNA. RefSeq lists its product as uncharacterized. Lineage: Eukaryota; Fungi; Ascomycota; Sordariomycetes; Glomerellales; Glomerellaceae. The transcript has a single exon. The coding region runs from base 1 to 741 and encodes 246 amino acids. The record is from RefSeq and is a predicted model, not a curated record.